Messenger RNA from Branchiostoma belcheri (Belcher's lancelet), 12805 nucleotides. RefSeq names its product dynein heavy chain 2, axonemal-like. Lineage: Eukaryota; Metazoa; Chordata; Leptocardii; Amphioxiformes; Branchiostomatidae. Gene Ontology annotation, cellular component: dynein complex. Gene Ontology annotation, biological process: microtubule-based movement. Gene Ontology annotation, molecular function: minus-end-directed microtubule motor activity; dynein light intermediate chain binding; dynein intermediate chain binding. The record is from RefSeq and is a predicted model, not a curated record. The coding region runs from base 216 to 12791 and encodes 4191 amino acids. The transcript is spliced from 79 exons.
UGAUCCACUGGACAAGGCAGAUCAAGGAGGUCCUAAGUUCCCAGGAUGCAAUAGAGACUGCCGACAACGCUGGUCCUCUGGAAGAGAUUGAGUUCUGGAAGUCUCGCUGUGACGACCUGUCCGGUUUGAGCGAACAGCUCGACAAACCUGGGGUCAAGAGAAUACAGAGGAUCUUAGAGCUGUCCAAGUCUUCCUAUGUGGCACCUUUCCUCAAGAUGGCAAGGAUGAUCCAGGUUGGAGAUUCUGAAGUAGACGGCUCAGCGCAGGCCCAGAGUAACCUGAAGUUCCUGUCGUCCCUGAAAGAGCCGUGCCAGGCGCUAGACGAGGCAUCUCCCAAGGACAUCCCUGCCAUGUUACCCAAGAUCCUCAGCAUCAUCCGCAUGAUCUGGUCCAACUCCGAGUUCUACAACACACGCGAGCGACUCACAGGGCUCUUCAGAAAGAUGAGUAAUGAGAUCAUCAGAAGAUGUUGUAAAGAGAUCUCCCUGGAGAGGAUUUUUGACGGUUACAUCAAGUCCAGCAUGCAGAGUCUACACGAGAGCAUCCAGUGCUGCAUCUCAUGGAAGGAGACAUACCAAAGGACUGCGAGAGUCCAUCACAGGUUCAGUCCCCAAGGCUGGGUACUCGACCAGACAAGUAUCUUUGCACAAGUCGAUGCCUUUGUCCAGAGAUGCAAGGACCUGCUAGAGGUGUGUGAGUGCCAGAUGCACUUUGCCCGAUGGGAGGAUGGCACAAAAACGCCCUUGCCGCACUUCGCCGGACACCGUGGACCCGAGGUUGCUCGCAGUCUCCUAGAGAUCGAGGCCUCAUUUGAGAGAAACCUGCAGAUCCUAAAAGACGUCAAGAAGACCAUUCUGGAUGUCAAGGCAACAUCAUGGCACGAUGACUACAACAAAUUCCGUGCUGGAGUGAAGGAUCUGGAAGUCAUGAUGCAGAACGUCAUCUCCUCUGCCUUUGAGACCAUCACCACAGUCCAGGCUGGUGUGGAACUGCUGGAUGCCUUUGCUCAUCUCAAUAGCAGAGAGGCCGUGCGCAGAACGAUUGACAAGAAGACGGUGGAGAUCUGGGGCCUGUUUAAUGAGGAGCUGAACCUGGUGAAGAAGGAGAUGUCCAAGGCCAAGUCCGUAGAGCUGCCGGCCAUGCACCCCAAGUACGCAGGGGCCUCGCACUGGGCACGGGCACUCAAGAGGAGGAUAGACGCACCCAUGCAGACGCUGGGCAAGGCCUUCUUCCUCCCAAAGACUGGUUCAGGUACAGAGGCGACCACACAGUACCAGCAGUUGGCCCAGGCCCUGGAUGAGUUCAUCAGGAAGAUGUUUAACGAGUGGACGGGCACCGUGGAGAGGGACCUGGGGAAGAGACUGGAGAUCCCUCUCAUGUGCCGCAGUCAGGAGAAACAGGGGAUGCUCGACAUCAACUUUGACAAGUCCCUGCUGAAGCUGUUUAAUGAGAUCCACCAUUGGGAGCAGCUGAUGUUUGAGAUCCCCCACUACGCACAUGAAGUCUACAUGAAGAAGGAAGAUCUACGGGGACUGAGGGAACAUGUACUACUGGUCGUCAGAGACUAUAACAGAAUCAUCGCUGCCCUGUCGACUGAGGAGAGAGGGUUGUUCCGGGAGAGAAUCCGGUUCCUGGACAAGAAGAUCCACCCUGGCCUGACCAAGCUGACCUGGGCCUCCAAGGGCAUCUCUGACUUCUUUGUCCAGGAAUGUCGCACACAUGCUGGCAAGGUCCAGUCCAUUGUAGAUGACUACAAGGCAGCCAACCUGACCAUCUCCAGGAACUGUGUGCGCAUCAGCGAGAUGCUGCUGGUGAAGAUCGACGGGAAGCGGGUGUACGAGGACCUGGCCUUUGAGGACGACCAGGUGCGGCACCGCGGGAACCAGCAGCAGCGGCUGCAGACCAUCCACGACGAGAUCGUACAGAUCAUGAGGAAGACUUACGAGGUGUUCAGGACUGACGGUGCAGAGGUCCAGAACCACUGGUACCGGUACACAGAGAAGAUGGACCGUAUGGUGGAGGAGGCCUUCCGUCUGAACGUGAAGUGGUCGCUACAGGAACUCUCACGCGCCAUCAACGGAGACGGAAAAACCACGCCCAACCCGCUCUUCAGGGUCAAGGUCGUUCUGGAGGGAGACAAGGUUGAGUUCUCGCCAACUCUGAAGAAGCUUGCGAGCAUCGUGAACAACGUGAGCACCCAGCUGUCCCAGUCUGUGUCCAUCAUCAAGCGGUUACCAGACGUGCUGACCAGGAGGAGGUCACAGAAAGAUCCCAUAUAUCAGAUCAUUGAAAGAGAUGAUGACACCAAGAAGAUCCAGGGCAGCAUCAGUUCUGGCAUGCAGGCAAACGCACAACACCUGCAGCAGUACCUACAGACAUGGGACGGGUACCGUGAGAUCUGGGAGAUCAACAAGGAUGCCUUCAUCAGGAGAUACCAGCGACUCAACCCACCUGUCUCAUCAUUCGACGCUGACAUUGCCAGGUACACAGAAGUUGCCAACAACGUACAAAAGGAGGAGACAGUUCUGAACAUCCAGUUUGUCCUGCUGGACUGCUCGCCGCUCAAGUUCUCCCUGCUCAACCACUGCAACGAGUGGCAGAACAAGUUCACCACGCUGCUCAGCGAGAUGGCACGCGCCACCCUGAACGAGCUGCACACAUACCUAAAGGAAAAUGGAGAGAAAGUAAGCAAGCACCCGCAGACCCUGGAUGAGCUUGGGGACGGGCUACAGCUGCUGGAGCACCUGCAGGGCGAGGUCCCCAACAUCGAGGCACGCUUCCCACCCCUCCACGACCAGUUCGCCAUCCUGGAGAAAUACGACGUGCCUAUUGAUGACGAGACCCGUCAGAAGCUGGAGGACCUGAGCAAUGCCUGGGUGUCCUUCCAGCAGUGCCUGAUUGACAGCGACGCCAUGCUGAAACGCCACAAGGACAAGUUCAAGUCUGGGCUCAUCGCCUCCUCAGAAGAGUUCAAGAAGCAAGUGGCUAACUUGGUGGACGAGUUCUCAACCAAGGGACCAUUCAGCAGUCAGGCUGGUUGUGACCCAGCCCUGGAGCAGAUCUCUGCCAUCAGACAGAGUCUCAACAUGCUGAAGCUUCAGGAGAACAACCUUAGAAGGGGGCUGGGCAUCUUUAAGAUAGAACAGCCACCCUCUAAGGAGAUCGCUGGGCUGGAUAAGGAUCUGGACUUCCUAGAGCAAGUGUGGGAGCUGACUAAGGAAUGGGAGGGCAACUGGGACCAGUGGAAGGUGGGCAAGUUUAACGAGCUGGUCACCACGGACAUGGAGAUGACCGCAGGCAACCUGUUCAAGAAGCUGAACAGACUCAGCAGAGAACUCAAGGAGAAGAACUGGGAGAUUAUAGACACGUCCAAGGCGAGGGUGGACCAGUUCCGCCGCACCAUGCCGCUCAUCCAGGACCUGAGGAACGACGCCAUGCGCGACCGCCACUGGGCGCAGAUCAAGACGGAAGUCCAGAAACCGUUCGACCACCUCGGAGAGGACUUCACCCUGGGGAAGAUCAUCGAGCUGGGGCUGGACCAGUUCAGUGAACAGAUCAGUGAGAUCUCGGCGGCUGCCAGUAAGGAACUGUCCAUCGAGCAGGCAUUGGCAGAAAUCUCCUCCUUAUGGGAGGACACAAACCUGGAGAUCGGACCGUACAAGGAUCGCGGACACUUCAGGCUCAAGGGUACAGAUGAGGUGUUCCAGCAGCUGGAGGAUAACCAGGUGACCCUGUCCACCAUGAAAGCAUCUCGUUACAUCAAACCCUUCGAGGCUCAGGUGGACAAGUGGGAGAGGACCCUGUCUCACAUCCUGGAAGUCAUUGAGAUGAUCCUCACUGUACAGAGGCAGUGGAUGUACCUAGAGAACAUCUUCCUGGGUGAGGACAUCAGAAAGCAGCUCCCGCGGGAGUCGGCAGAGUUUGAUGACGUCAACGCCAACUGGAAGGUCAUCAUGACCAGGAUGAACAAGGAUCCGAAUGCACAGAGGGGAACACAUCACGAGGGCAUCCUGGAGAAGCUGAAUGACAUGAACACCAAGCUGGAAGAGAUCCAGAAGUCCCUGGACAUGUACCUGGAGACCAAGCGCCAGAUCUUCCCCAGGUUCUACUUCAUCUCUAAUGACGACCUGCUGGAGAUACUCGGACAGUCACGCAACCCUGAAGCUGUCCAGCCUCAUCUGAAGAAGUGCUUCGACAACAUCAAGUCUCUGAAGACCCACAAGAUCGGGGUGGGAAACAAGACCGAGGCGCAGGGCAUGUCCUCCACGGAUGGCGAGUAUGUGGAGUUUGGACACCCUGUGCUGCUGGAGGGGCCUGUGGAGGCAUGGCUGUGUGAUGUGGAGAGGACCAUGAGAUGGACCCUGAAGGAUCUACUGAAGCAGUGCAGGACAGCUCUCAAGAAACAAGUCAGCAAGAGGGACAAGUGGGUCAAGGACUGGGCUGGACAGAUGUUGAUCACCUCCAGUCAGAUGCAGUGGACAGCAGACGUCACCAAGGCCCUGGCUCAGACCAAGGAACGAGGUGACAAGAAGGCCCUCAAGAGCCUGAAAAAGAAACAGAUCUCCAUGCUGAACAAGUUCUCCGAGGCUAUCCGUGGCAACCUGACCAAGAUCCAACGUCUGAAGAUCGUUGCCUUGGUAACCAUUGAGGUCCACGCCCGUGACGUGAUUGAGAAGCUCAUCAAGUCUGGUGUCAGUGACGUCACAGCUUUCGAGUGGCUCAUGCAGCUCCGCGUCUACUGGGACAAGGAUAUCGAUGACUGUGUAGUACGACAGACAAACACCCAGUUCCAGUAUGGGUAUGAGUACCUGGGGAACUCUGGCAGGCUGGUCAUCACUCCACUCACUGACAGAUGCUACAUGACCCUGACCACAGCCCUGCACCUCCAUCGGGGAGGCAGUCCUAAGGGCCCGGCCGGGACAGGCAAGACAGAGACUGUGAAGGACCUGGGCAAGGCCCUGGGAGACUAUGUCAUCGUGGUGAACUGUUCCGAGGGUCUGGACUACAAGUCUAUGGGCAGGAUGUUCUCAGGACUCGCACAGACCGGUGCCUGGGGCUGUUUUGAUGAGUUUAACCGCAUCAACAUCGAGGUGUUGUCAGUGGUAGCCCAGCAGAUCCUGUCCAUCCUGUCAGCACUGGCGGCCGGAUCACAGAGGUUCGUGUUUGAGGGGCGGGAGAUCAACCUGAUCUGGUCCUGUGGGAUCUUCAUCACCAUGAACCCUGGCUAUGCUGGGCGUACUGAGCUACCAGACAACCUGAAGUCCAUGUUCCGGCCCAUCUCCAUGGUGGUUCCUGACUCAGGCUACAUCGCUGAGAUCACUCUGUUUGGAGAGGGCUUCAGCAACACCAGGGUCCUUGCUAAGAAGGUGCAGACUCUGUACUCCCUGGCUGUGCAGCAGUUGUCCAAGCAGGACCAUUACGACUUCGGUCUGCGAGCACUGGUGUCUGUGCUGAGGUAUGCUGGCAGGAAGAAGCGAGCAAACCCAAACAUGCCGGACGAGGAGGUAUUGAUCAUCUCCAUGAGGGACAUGAACUUGGCCAAGCUGACCUCCAUUGACCUUCCCCUCUUCAACUCCAUCGUGUCUGACUUGUUCCCUGGUGUGGACCCUCCCGCCAUCGACUAUGGCAAGUUCAAACAAGCCAUAGACGCUGAGCUGAAGGCUGCUGGCCUACAGAACAUCUUCUUCACCACCCAGAAGAUCAUUCAGCUGUUCGAGACCAAGAACUCUCGUCACUCCACCAUGAUCGUGGGGAAGACGGGCAGCGGGAAGACGGUGACGUGGCGCAUGCUGCAGGCAACCAUGGCGAGGAUGAAGAAACAAGGCGACACUACGUUCUCUUGUGAAAAUGUCAAGGACUAUCCCAUCAACCCCAAGGCCCUGUCCCUGGGUGAGCUGUACGGAGAGUUUGACCUCAACACCAACGAGUGGACAGACGGAGUUCUGUCCAGUGUCAUGAGACUGACCUGUGCAGAUGAGAAGCCAGACCAGAAGUGGAUACUGUUUGACGGUCCGGUGGACACCCUGUGGAUUGAGAGCAUGAACUCAGUCAUGGACGACAACAAGAUUCUCACCCUUAUCAACGGAGAGAGGAUCGGCAUGCCUGAUCAAGUGUCCCUGUUGUUUGAGGUGGAGGACCUGGCGGUGGCCUCACCUGCCACUGUUAGCAGGUGUGGCAUGGUGUACAACGACUACAACGACCUCAGGUGGAAACCCUAUGUUGACUCCUGGCUGGACAAGCGGACACAAAAGCAAUCUGUGGAGCACCUUCAGCGGCUGUUUGACAAGUAUGUGAACCAGGUGCUGGAGUUCCGCAGAACCCAGUGUAAGGAGCUGGUGGUCUCGUCUGAGCUGAACGUGGUGGCAUCUCUGUGCAGACUCCUGGAUUCACUGGCUACCGAAGAGAAUGGGGUGAACCCCCACGACAGUGAUAACUACGGGCGUAUGAUCGAGCUGUGGUUCAUGUUCUGUCUCAUCUGGUCCGUGGGAGCCACCGUGGACGAGGACGGCAGGAAGAAGAUGGACAACUACAUCCGGGAGCUGGAGGGGUCCUUCCCAAACAAGGACACCAUCUAUGAGUACUACGUGGACCCCAAGAACAAGGUGUACAGCCACUUUGAGGACAAACUGCCUCGAGACUGGAGAUACAACCCAACUACUCCAUUCUACAAGAUCAUGGUACCGACAGUUGACACAGUCAGAUAUAACUUCCUGGCCUCGGUCCUGCUGGAGAAGGGGAACCCUGUCCUGCUGACCGGACCAGUCGGUACAGGGAAAACCUCCGUGGCACAGAACGCUCUGCUUCAACUGGACUCCAAGAAGUACAACAUCCUCACUGUCAAUUUGUCUGCUCAGACUUCAUCCAACAAUGUCCAGGACAUCAUAGAGAGCCGAGUAGAGAAGAGGACCAAGGGUGUGUACGUUCCCAUCGGUGGGAAGAAACUCAUCACCUUCAUGGACGACUUCAACAUGCCGGCUAAGGACCUGUUUGGCUCCCAGCCUCCUCUGGAGCUCAUCCGUCAGUGGAUCGACUACAGCUUCUGGUACGACAGGGAAAAACAGACGGUCAAAUAUGUGAAGGACAUGUUGUUGAUGGCAUCCAUGGGUCCCCCUGGAGGAGGCAGGACCAACAUCUCCGGCAGACUUCAGAGCAGGUUCAACAUGAUCAACAUGACCUUCCCAAGUGAGUCCCAACAGAAGCGAAUCUUCGGAACGAUGAUCAACCAGAAGCUCCAGGACUUUGAAGAAGAUGUGAAGCCGAUCGGUGAUGUCAUCACCCAGGCCACGCUGGAGGUGUACGAGUCUGUGGUGGAGAAGUUCCUCCCCACUCCAGCCAAGAUCCACUAUCUCUUCAACCUGAGAGACAUCUCCAAGGUGUUCCAAGGGUUGUUGCGAGCCCACCGUGACUUCCACGACACGAAGCAGGCCAUGACGCGGCUCUGGAUCCACGAGUGUUUCCGCGUCUUCUCGGACCGUCUGAUUGACGCUGACGACAUGCAGACCUAUGUGGAGCUGCUGAGUGAGAAGCUGGGCUCUCUCUUCGAUGUGACCUACCACUCCAUCUGUCCCAACAAACAGCCGCCCAUAUUUGGUGACUUCCUGAAUGACAAGGGUGUGUAUGAAGACCUGACGGACAUCAAAGCCCUGAAGAGGUUCAUGGAGGAUCAGCUGGAGGAUUACAACAACACCCCAGGCUGGAUCGCCAUGGACCUGGUGCUCUUUAGGGACGCCAUGGAACAUGUUUCCCGUAUUGUACGAGUGAUCAGACAGCCCCGAGGUAACAUGUUCUUGGUUGGUAUCGGAGGCAGCGGCAGACAGAGCCUGGGUCGCCUGGCUGCCUACAUCUGCGAGUACCAGGUCUUCCAGAUCGAGGUGACCAGGCACUACAGAAAGACGGAGUUCAGAGAUGACUUGAAGCGGCUGUACUGGAUGGCGGGAGUGGAGAACAAACCGACGGUGUUCCUGUUUGUGGACACCCAGGUCGUUGAAGAGUCCUUCCUAGAGGAUAUCAACAACAUCCUGUCCAGCGGAGAGGUCCCCAACCUCUACAAACCUGACGAGUUCGAAGAGGUUCGAAAUAAUUUGACGGAGGCAGCGAAGAAGGACGGGAUCAAUGACACCCCAGAACAGAUGUUUGCCUACCUGGUGGAGAAGGUCAGGAACAACCUGCACGUGGUGCUGUGUAUGAGCCCUGUGGGAGAGCCUUUCAGAAAUCGCAUCCGACAGUACCCAGCCUUUGUCAGCACCACCACCAUUGAUUGGUUCCUGGAAUGGCCCCAUGAUGCUUUGCUGGAGGUGGCAGAGAGAUAUCUGGAGUCUAUGGACCUGGGAACCAAUGAGGAUAUUAAGCCUGCAGUGGCGCAGGUGUUUGUGGUGAUGCACCGCUCGGUUGUGGACUUCUCUGCUCGAAUGUUCCUGGAGAUGAAGAGGCACAACUACGUAACGCCCACCAACUACCUGGAACUGGUGUCUGGAUACAAGGAACUGCUGUACGAGAAGCGUAAGGAGAUCGGAGACGAGAUCAACAAGCUUCGUAACGGCCUGAUGAAGAUCGACGACACGCGAGCCAAGGUGGAGGUCAUGUCGGUGGAGCUGGAGGAGGCGCGGACCAAAGUGGCUCAGUUCCAGAAGGAGUGUGACGAGUACCUGGUCACCAUCGUGCAGCAGAAGAGAGAGGCUGAUGAACAACAGAAGUCUGUUGCAGCUGCAAGUGUGAAGAUUGGUGAGGAUGAGAAGCGGUGCCAGGGGAUGGCUGAUGCUGCCCAGAAGGACCUGGAUGAAGCCAUGCCUGCCCUGGAGGCUGCCGUAAAGGCCUUAGAGUCCUUGAACAAGAAGGACAUGACAGAGAUCAAGUCCUACGCCAAGCCUCCAGCGCUGGUCGAGACCGUCAUGCAAGCUGUGAUGAUCCUACGAGGGAACGAACCAACCUGGGCAGAGGCCAAACGACAGCUAGGUGACCAGAACUUCAUCAAGCAGCUGGUCAACUUUGACCGUGACAACAUCUCGGACAGAACGCUGAAGAAGAUUGGUCAGUACUGUGCCCAGCCCGACUUUGAUCCUGAGAUCAUCGGGCGUGUGUCUGCUGCUGCCAAGUCCCUGUGUAUGUGGUGCAGAGCUAUGGAGGUGUACGGACGUAUCUACCGAGUGGUGGAACCCAAGCGUAACAGGCUGAACAACGCUCUGUCCCAGCUCAAGGAGAAACAAGCAUCUCUAGCAGAGGCCAAGCGAAGACUUGAUGAAGUGAACAAGCGUAUGGAGGACCUGAAGAGACAGUAUGAUGAGAAACUGGCCCAGAAGGAAGAGCUGAGGAAGAAGGCCGAGGAGACGGAACUGAAACUGGACCGGGCCGGCAAACUGGUGUCCGGUCUGGCUGGGGAGAAGGUUCGCUGGGAGGAAAAUGCCACUAUCCUGGAGGGCAACAUGGGAUACCUCGUGGGAGACUGUCUGAUUGCAGCUGCCUUCCUGUCCUACGCCGGUCCCUUCCUCUCCAACUAUCGUGACGACAUGGUCUUAAACAUCUGGAUCAAAGAGGUCCGGCAGCUCAACGUGCCCUGCAGUCCCGACUUCAGCUUCGCUCAGUUCCUGUCCAAGCCCACGGUGGUGCGAGACUGGAACAUCCAGGGCCUGCCUUCCGACGCCUUCUCCACGGAGAACGGCGUGAUCGUGUCCCGCGGCAGGCGCUGGCCGCUCAUGGUGGAUCCACAGGGACAGGCCAUCAAAUGGAUCAAGAACAUGGAAAGGCAGAGGGACCUGAAGAUCAUUGACCUCCAGCAGCAUGACUACCUGAGGACCCUGGAGAACGCCGUCCAGUUUGGCACCCCCGUUCUGCUGCAGAACGUACAGGAGGAGCUGGACCCCUCACUCAGCCCCAUCCUCAGCAAGUCUAUCAUCAAAGUCGGUGGCCGUUUCCUGAUCCGACUGGGUGACAAGGAAGUGGAGUACAGCCCUGACUUCAAGUUCUACAUCACCACCAAGCUCAGUAACCCCCACUACACCCCCGAGAUCAGCACCAAGACAACCAUCAUCAACUUCGCUGUGAAGGAGCAGGGUCUGGAGGCACAGCUGCUGGGAAUAGUUGUCAGAAAGGAACGUCCAGAGCUUGAGGAACAGAAGGACAGUCUGGUGAUCAACAUUGCUGCUGGGAAGAAGAAACUGAAGGAGUUGGAGGAUGAAAUUCUCAGACUGCUGAAUGAGGCUCAGGGCUCCCUCCUGGACGAUGAACAGCUGGUCAACACCCUGCAGUCCUCCAAGGUCACGUCAGCAGAGGUCGGAGAACAGCUGCAGAUCAGCGAACAGACGGAGAUCAAGAUCGACGCGGCCAGAGAGGGUUACAGGCCAUGUUCCACCCGAGCGUCGAUCCUGUUCUUUGUGCUGAACGACAUGGGCCGUAUCGACCCCAUGUACCAGUUCUCCCUGGACGCCUACAUCGAUCUCUUCAUCAUCUCCAUUGACAAGAGUCAGCGCAGUCCCAAACUGGAGGAGCGAAUCAACAACCUGAACGAGUACCACACAUACGCAGUCUACAGGUACACGUGUCGAGGUUUGUUUGAGCGGCACAAGCUGCUCUUCUCCUUCCAGAUGUGCGCCAAGAUCCUGGAGAAUGCUGGAAAACUCAACAUGGACGAGUACAACUUCUUCCUCAGGGGCGGAGUGGUGAUGGACCGUGCUGACCAGAUGGACAACCCCUGCACAACCUGGCUAGUGGACUCUUCCUGGGACAACAUCACUGAACUCGACAAACUCACCAACUUCCAUGGGAUCAUGACGUCCUUUGAGCAGUACCCACGUGACUGGCACAUCUGGUACACAGCCUCCGAGCCUGAGAGGUCACCACUACCUGGUGAAUGGGACAAUGCCUGUAAUGAGUUGCAGCGUAUGUUGAUCGUCCGCUCCCUCCGUCCCGACCGCGUCUCCUUCUGCGUGACCUCGUUCAUUGUGAACAACCUGGGGUCCAAGUUCGUGGAGCCGCCUGUUCUGGACAUGAAAGCAGUGGUGGACGACUCCACCACCAAGACUCCCCUCAUCUUUGUGCUUUCCCCUGGAGUGGACCCGACCAGCAGCCUUCUCCAGCUGGCUGAACAGUCUGGCAUGGCCAGCAGGUUCCAUGCCCUGUCUCUGGGUCAGGGACAGGCUCCCAUCGCUACCAGGAUGAUCAAGGAAGGAGUCAGAGAGGGCAACUGGGUGUUCCUGGCCAACUGCCACCUGUCGCUCAGCUGGAUGCCGCAGCUGGACAAGCUGGUGGAACAGCUGCAGAUUGAGGAGCCCCACCCUGACUUCCGCCUGUGGCUCAGCUCCAGCCCGCAUCCUGACUUCCCCAUCUCCAUCCUGCAGGCCGGCAUCAAGAUGACCACCGAACCUCCAAAGGGUCUGAAGGCCAACAUGAAGCGUCUGUACAACCUGAUCACAGAGCAGCAGUUUUCUCGCUGCCACAAGCAGGACAAGUACAAGAAGCUGCUGUUUGGGCUCUGCUUCUUCCACUCCAUCCUCCUGGAGCGCCGCAAGUUCCUUCAGCUGGGCUGGAACAUCAUCUAUGGCUUCAACGACUCUGACUUUGAGGUGUCUGAGAAUCUGCUGAGUAUCUACCUGGAUGAGUAUGAUGAGACUCCGUGGGAUGCCCUGAAGUACCUGAUCGCAGGAGUGAACUACGGAGGCCACAUCACCGACGACUGGGACCGCAGGCUACUCAUGACCUACAUCAUGGACUUCUUCAAAGACGACGCCGUGUCCGCUCCAUUCUACAAGUUGUCCAGCCUUCCCACUUACUACAUCCCUAAGGACGGCCCUCUGCAGACCUACAAGGAGUACAUCAGCAUGUUACCUGGUGUGGACCACCCCGAGGCUUUUGGACAGCAUCCAAACGCUGACAUUGCCAGCCAGAUCACAGAGACACGCACACUGUUUGAAACUCUGCUGUCACUGGUGCCACAAGUGUCUGCUGCUGGAAAGGGAGAGAGCAAAGAAGACAAGGUUCUCCAGCUUGCAGCUGAUGUUCUUCAGAAGGUUCCAGAGAACAUCGACUAUGAGGGCACAGCCAAGAUCCUGGAUGGAGACAACUCACCUCUCAACGUCGUCCUGCUACAGGAAAUCCAACGGUACAAUGCCCUGUUGGAGGUCAUGCGUAAGUCUCUGGUUGAACUUGAGAAGGGAAUCAAGGGCAUUGUGGUGAUGUCCAGCGACCUUGAAGAGACCUUCAACUGCAUCUUUGCUGCCACUGUGCCGCCGAUGUGGGAAUUUGCCUACCCCUCCAUGAAGCCUCUGGCAGCGUGGACCCGAGACCUGAUCCAGAGGGUGGAACAGUUUGCCAAGUGGGCGGAGACGGCCCACCCGCCUGUCAUCUUCUGGAUGGCCGGCUUCACCUUCCCCACCGGCUUCCUCACCGCCGUCCUGCAGACGUCAGCGAGGCAGAACAGUGUGUCGGUCGACUCCCUGUCCUGGGAGUUUGUGGUGUCAACUGUGGAUGACAACAACAUCACGGGGGCUCCAAAGGAUGGUGUGUGGGUGAAAGGUCUGUUCCUGGAGGGAGCUGGCUGGGACAAGAAGAACGCGUGUCUGAUUGAGGCUGACCCCAUGCAGCUGGUCUGUUCCAUCCCAACCAUCCACUUCAAACCUGUGGAGAACAAAAAGAAGAGCAGCAAAGGUAUCUAUUCAUGCCCGUGUUACUACUUCCCCAACCGUGCUGGUGCCACCGGGCGGGCGUCCUUCGUUGUUGCUGUGGACCUGAAGACUGGAGCCAUGCCGUCAGACCACUGGGUCAAGAGAGGAUCUGCACUUCUCAUGAGUUUGGACCACUAGUUUCAGACUCGUUA